Chanos chanos (milkfish) is the source of this 1959-nucleotide messenger RNA. RefSeq names its product ankyrin repeat domain 55 (gene ankrd55). Gene Ontology annotation, molecular function: protein binding. The record is from RefSeq and is a predicted model, not a curated record. Gene Ontology annotation, cellular component: cytoplasm. The transcript has 12 exons. Bases 1 to 1959 code for a protein of 652 amino acids. Lineage: Eukaryota; Metazoa; Chordata; Actinopteri; Gonorynchiformes; Chanidae.
AUGGAGUUCAGCUCUUCAUCUGUAUUCGACCAGCACAAAGACUCUGCUGAGGAAGUCGACCUGAGUGUGGUUUAUCAGGCAGCUGCCAAUGGGGAUGUCAACACGUUAACGGCAACAAUCCGUGAGGAUCCCUCCAUUUUGGAGUGCUGCGAUAGUGAAGGCUCCACUCCACUGAUGCAUGCAGUUUCUGGGAGGCAGGUGGACACAGUGAAGCUCCUGCUGAAAAUGGGGGCUUCCAUCAACACACAGGAUGCAUGUGGCAGAACUUCCCUCUCUUUAGCAACUUACCUGGGAUGGCUAGAGGGAUGUGUGUGUCUGGUGCGGAAUGGAGCGAAACAAAACAUCCCUGACAAGAACGGACGAUUACCACUUCAUGCUGCAACUGCUGAGACAGAUUUCAGACUGAUGGCUGUCCUUUUGCAGCAGUCUUCUUUAUGUGAAAUUAAUCAUCAAGACAAUGAGGGAAUGACAGCUCUUCAUUGGGCAUCCUUCCAUAACCGCCCAGAACAUGUGAGAGCCUUGCUGGAGAAGGGGGCAGACCCCACCCUGGUGGACAAAGACUUCAAGACAGCACUCCAUUGGGCUGUUCAGAGUGGUAGCAGAUUUAUGUGUUCACUCAUACUCGACCAUCAUCUUGGUUCCUCUGUUAUUAACUACGAUGAUGAGAAUGGAAAGACUUGUGUUCAUAUUGCUGCUGCAGCUGGUUACAGUGACAUCAUUUAUGAACUUGCCCGUGUCCCUGAGACCAACCUGCAAGCCCUUGACGUGGAUGAGCGGACACCUCUUCACUGGGCAGCAGCAGCAGGAAAGGAAGAGUGUGUACAGGCCCUGUUACAGCUUGGUGUGGAUCCUGACCCCAGAGACAUCAAUGAAAACACACCACUUACAUAUGCAAUGUACUGCGGGCACACGGCCUGCAUCAAACUCCUCUCCACUGAGAACAGACCAGAGUCCAGCAGACAGAUGAACUCUCAGAACAGUGAUGCCUCAAUCAAAAAGGAAGGAAAAUUUCGAAUGCUCAACCAUAUCUUCUCUUGUAAGAAGAAGAGGGAGCUACAGGUGGCAAGGCAAAGGGAGCAAAGCUGUGACAGUCAACUACAGGAGGAGACCUCAGAGGUGGAUGAUAUCAUCACCAUGUUUGACUGCACAAUUGAGCCCUCAGCCAAAGAACCAAGAGAGGACAGUUCUGCUGGGAGAAAAAGAUCUAGCGAACCUGACAAAGCCCACCUGCUGGAGGACUGCACUGUCAAAGACUUCAAGGGGUUGCCGCCCAUACGAGCACAGAGUCUUCCACCUAUCACUCUGGGAAACUCUCUGUUUUCCAGCUCACAGAACAUAGUGCAGAGAAGUGUCUCUGGGCAGAUGGCCAGUCAUUUAGCCCACAGGUCACAGAAGAGCAAGAGUGAACACGAUCUGUUUGAUAGCAGAACCAAAGGUCAGAAAGUGCUCAGCCACACCUGGAAGACAGAGUCCAGUCAGUUAGUAGGCCACAAGGCAUGGAUAUCACCCCCAUCUGAAAGGCUACUAGACAAACUACUGCAUGAAACAACAAGCCCCUUGGAUGUUCUUUGUUCCAACCAUACCCCGUAUAUACAAAGGAAUGAUCAAGCACCACACACUCACCUUCUACCUCUAAGAAUGCGAGAAAAUGCCCUUACUCGCAACAGUUUGGCUCCCAUUCGCGACCACUGUACUCACAGAUUCUCUUUGCCACCUGACCAAGUCUCCCAGGGAGUAAAGAAGUCAAAGUCUCUGCCACUCAAUUCCCAUGGGCGGAGCCUACCAGGGCUCCCACCUCCUCUCUCCUCUAAAAUCUACAGGCCUGGGAUCCCCCAAAGCCAGUCUCUCUCCUCUUUCCUCACCCCAGGAGCAGGGGAACCUCUAAGGAACAUACAAGUUCUUCCUGCAAUUCCAGCCCAGAGAAAACGCAGCCCUUCUAAAAGUAACACUGACAGUUGA